ACCACUUUGCUUUGGUCGGUUCACUCCCACACAAUACAAAUCUGACACAAAGCAAACAAUCCUCAAAACCAAAUCUCGCACCAUCCUUUGCGCCAAUCAAAGACCCCACACUCAAAUUUCCCUCUUAAACUUCUCAUGCCACCUUCCCCUUCCUUCCCCUCAGCCUCAGAGAACCGAACCAAAUGGAGGAAGAAGCGCCGGAGGGAGUCCCACAAGCGCCAUGCCGACCGCGACGAUUCCGACCAGGACGACCGUCCCGACGAAGGCGAUUCCGACGACCAAUUCCGCAGGCCUAACGCGCGCGUGGAGAUCGAGGCGGUGUCGCGCGACGGACUCCAGAUUUCGCAGUUCCCGCCGGCGAUCAAGCGCGCCGUUAUCCGACCUCACUCCGCGGUGGCGGCGAUUGCGGCGCUGGAGUCCGGCAGGGGGCAGUCGCAGCACGAGGUUCCGGUUCUGGAGAAUGUGUCGCACGGGCAGCUUCAGGCGGUGUCGGCUGUGACCGCCGACUGCCUUGGCGGCGAUGGCUCGGCCUUCGUUGCUGCUCCGCCGCCGGUUUUGAGAGGCUCCGGCGUCGUUAAGCGGUUCGGGAGUAGGGUUCUUGUAGUUCCUAUGCACUCAGAUUGGUUUUCACCAGCCACAGUGCAUCGACUUGAGAGACAAGCAGUGCCACAUUUCUUCUCUGGAAAGUCGACAGAUCAUACGCCAGAGAAGUACAUGGAAUGUAGGAAUUACAUUGUUGCAAGAUACAUGGAGGACCCGGGGAAGAAGAUUACGGUCUCUUGCCUGGGAUUGUCAGUUGGUGUUGGAAAUGAAGAUUUAACUCGAAUUGUCCGGUUCCUUGAGCACUGGGGAAUUAUCAAUUACUGUGCUCGGUGCCCAAGUCACAAGUAUCCUGACAAUGAGACUUGCCUGAAGGAGGAGAAAAGUGGUGCAAUAUGUGUGCCAUCAGUGGCUUUAAGAUCCAUAGAUAGUUUGAUUGAAUUUGACAAGCCCAAGUGUAAAUUCAAAGCAGACGAAAUUUAUUCAUCUCGAACAGUGCACAAUACUGAUAUUUCUGAUUUGGACGGGAGAAUAAGAGAGCAUCUAUCAGAAAACCAUUGCCAUUAUUGUUCUCGCUCUCUUCCUGUUGCAUACUACCAAUCACAAAAAGAGGUUGACAUUUUACUCUGCGCUGAUUGCUUUCAUGAUGGGAGAUUCGUCACUGGUCAUUCUAGUAUAGAUUUUAUAAGGGUGGAUUCUACUACAGAUUAUGGUGAUCCAGACGGGGAUAGUUGGACUGAACAGGAGACUUUGCUGCUGCUUGAAGCAGUGGAGGUUUACAAUGACAAUUGGAAUGAAAUUGCUGAUCAUGUUGGUACGAAGUCAAAAGCACAAUGCAUUCUUCAUUUCCUCCGUCUACCUGUGGAAGAUGGGAAAUUGGAAAAUAUGAAUGUUUCAAGCUUGUCUUUGUCAUCCAAUGUGAUGAAUCAAGAUGAUAAUGGAAGAUUGCGUUGUUGCUCAAAUGGGUAUUCUGCAGGACCUGUACAUUACAGCCGAGAUUCUGAUGGCAGGCUUCCUUUUGCAAAUUCUGGAAAUCCAGUUAUGGCACUGGUUGCCUUUUUAGCCUCGGCUGUUGGACCAAGAGUAGCUGCAACUUGUGCUCAUGCAGCAUUAGCUGCUUUGUCAGGGAAUAAUUCUGGGAGCACUACACAUAUAGAAGCACCGGAAAAUGUUAAUAGGACAAAUUCAGAAAUCAUGCAUAGUAGAGAUGGUGGCCAUCAUGGAGAGUUUGCGAACUCAGAUCAGAAAAACGGUAGUUAUGAGGACAAGGCAAAAGUACUUGGUUCAUGUGCUCAAAAUGAUGGUGGGUCGACCCUGUUAUCUGCUGAGAAAGUCAAAGAUGCUGCAAAAGUAGGCCUCUCUGCUGCAGCAAUGAAAGCUAAGUUGUUUGCUGAUCAUGAAGAGCGAGAAAUUCAGAGACUAUGUGCUAAUAUUGUUAAUAAUAAGUUGAAAAGAUUGGAACUGAAGCUGAAGCAGUUUGCAGAAAUUGAAACCCAGUUGAUGAAAGAAUGCGAACAAGUUGAGAAGGUGAGGCAGAGGUAUGCUUCUGAACGGUCGCAUGUUGUAUCAGCACGUCUUGGAAAUGGUGGAACCACUCCAAUGAAUGUAGCGGGUGUUGGUCCUUCCAUGGCUAACAAUAAUAGCAACAGUAGGCAACAAAUGGUUUCUGCUUCUUCCUCACAGCCUAGCAUCUCAGGUUAUGGUAACAGCCAACCAGUUUAUCCACACAUGUCCUUUGCCCCACGGCCUUCAAUGUUUGGGUUAGGGCAAAGGUUGCCCCUUUCAAUGAUACAACAAUCGCAAUCACAAUCACAAUCAGCAUCUUCAAAUCCAAUGUUCAAUGGUCCCGGUGAUGUUCAGCCUAAUCCCAAUCAUUCAUUUUCGAGGCCUGUGUCAAGGACUAACUCUGGUUUAGGUUAAUUAGGGAGUCAAUGGUAGUUUUGAAACAUCCACAUUAUAGUUUUUAUUUUGUCAUUCUUUUCAGUAAUUAAGAGUAGUGAGAAAAAAAAUUGUUUAGUUUUAGGGCCUAUAAUUGGUUGCAGUAGACUAUGAAAGUGUUGCUUAAAGGAAAUAAGUAGCAUUUGAUUUUUCAAAGAUCUAGUGUCGUUCCUAAUGCUUUAGGGAACAUGAGAAGUUUAUACAAACAAUUAACAUGGAGGAAUCAUGAUAUGGCCUUGGUGACUUUCUGUCUCCAUUGUCUUUGUUGUUGUACAA
Cajanus cajan (pigeon pea) is the source of this 2754-nucleotide messenger RNA. Its product is annotated as SWI/SNF complex subunit SWI3C. Gene Ontology annotation, molecular function: zinc ion binding; protein binding. Lineage: Eukaryota; Viridiplantae; Streptophyta; Magnoliopsida; Fabales; Fabaceae. The record is from RefSeq and is a predicted model, not a curated record.